AUGUCCGCUGCUUCGUCGCAUUCGAGACACACUAGCUCAAGUUCGAAUUACGACAAUGACCAUGAUUAUUCGGCUCCCGUAAUUAAACCCAAGUUGGAGUCUAUUGAAACAUCAUCUGCCUCGUCGAACAAAUCUCCAUCGGUUGCCGAUAUGCUACCACCUAGUAAUCUUAGUGAUAUUGAAUCCUUCGAUGACAGGAAGGAUAGCGAGUUACACGUAGUUAACAAGGACAUGGAAAAACCACAUGACAACGACACAACAAUUGAGCAACCGUCACCAUCACGGUCAUCAUCUAAGCAAAACAAGUCCGUUUCCCCAGCUCCCUCAGCGCAAGAAACAAUGUUGAGUCGAGAGUAUCAAACAGUUAGUGUUAAAUUGUCACAAUUACAAGAUACAUCGAGUCUCGAGAGUCUAUUAGCCAAACCUGCCCAUCAACAACCAGCAAACUUAUCACGUGCACUGAACAGAGAAUCUAUGUUUAGUAACAUUAGUCAGUACUCGGGACAACUUGAGCUGAGUGCGCAAGCGAUACCAGUGGUUUUACAAAGAUCUGACUCGACAAAAAUCAAAUAUGUUAAAGACAAAAAGCUGACUGGUGUCGCUGGUGAUGAUCAAGAGGCGGCUACAGCUGAGAACAAAUCAAUAAAUACAGUUGAUCUGGUUGACACGAGCCAGAUUUUGAACUUGGGAAAGAAGUCAUCUAAGUCGUCCCAGACACCUGACGAAGACGAAGACGAGUCAGACUUUGAUGAAAGUUCAAUUUUGAUGGGGAAAAUUCCAACUACUACCGCAGCAAAAAACUUGCAAUUAAACCCUGAUAAGACGUUUGAAACGAAUGUUGAAGGGGCAAUUCCAGCACGAUCACCAAGACGCCCUACAUCAAUGCUUCCUCCAGACACGACGUCGAAAGAUGUUGUUGUUCCUGAUCUUGGUGAUAAAGCGGCAAGGAGAAGAACAAUGCAUAUCACCGAUGACUUGGAUCAGUUAAUGCAGGAUGCAUCGUCAAUGUCUUCAUUCAAUUCAAUGAAAAUACGCAAUGCACUGACGAGACCAGAACAAGAAUUGGAAGUUGGUGGGGAAGAAAUUGGUGAGAACUCGGCAGUUUUUGAUACGACGGCACAUUCUGAUGAUUCGGAUGCUGAAUCCCAUGGUCCAGAAGUUCCUUCUCAUAGGUAUAGCACCGGUACAUCAUCAACCAAAAUGACGCCAUUAUUGAAUAAAUUAGCAGUUGAAGACGACGAAGACUUUGAUGAGGGAGAAGAUCAUAGUGGGCAUGGAAAUACCACUGGAAAUGAAUCGGAUGUAAUCACCAUUGCUAAACGUGAGACCUCAUUACCACCACGCCCAUCGGAAGAAAAUAUACGCCGGGCAAGAGACGUAUCGGCCAAUAUCCAGAAGCAACAACAAGAGCAACAAGAAUCACAGCACCCCAUAACUGGACAGGACCACUACUAUGUCUCUGAUGAAAAUACUGGUCACGUUGGAGCUGCUGAUGUUAAUGAUGAUGACCAAUACUACGACAUUGAUGAACCUAUCCAGCAUCCACCAAGAGGAAAAUCUGUCAAAAGUUCAAUCCGCAGGCCAGCAAGAAACAUAACCAAUACCGCUGUAAGCAUGCCACCAGCAACUUCGGCCCCAGCACCAGGAACUACCACCGCGCAAAAAGAACAACCCCACUCGAAAAAGCACAAGAAGAAACACAAAGACAAGAAGGCCAAGUCAGCUCCAGCCAGAGGCAACGAACUUCGUCCCUUUAGUUACAAAACUCUAGUGUCGUUAUUGGAAAGCAUGAAUGGAACCAUCAUUGGUGAAGAGUUCAAUUCAUUAAAUAUCCCCAUCCGCGAAAAACAAUUGAUUGAGAAGAUAAUUGAUAGUUUGUCGCGGUUGACUUCGGAUAUGAUUUUGGACGAGGAGCGAUAUGAUGUUGGGUUGAAGCGGCUUGAGAAAGCAUUGAGAGUGCUUGAAGGGUUCAAUUGA
Messenger RNA from Lodderomyces margitis, 1977 nucleotides. RefSeq lists its product as uncharacterized. The record is from RefSeq and is a predicted model, not a curated record. NCBI's taxonomy places the organism in Eukaryota, Fungi, Ascomycota, Pichiomycetes, Serinales, Debaryomycetaceae. The transcript has a single exon. Bases 1 to 1977 code for a protein of 658 amino acids.